ACCUUUACUCUAGAUUCUCCAUCCUAUGCUACACUCUCUCUCCUAUACUCAACUUCUUCCACUUAAAAGCAAGUUAGCUAGCUAGGGUUUUGUGAGCCAGAGAGAUGGGUUCAAAAAGAACGGCAUCACUAGCCCUCUUCUUUGCACUCAACAUCCUCUUCUUUUCCCUGGUGAGUGCUUGUGGUUCCUGCCCUUCCCCCAACCCCAAACCUAAACCUAAACCAAAGCCAAACCCCACUCCGUCCCCAUCUUCUUCUGGCAAGUGCCCUAGAGAUGCUCUUAAACUCGGUGUAUGUGCUGAUUUGCUCGGUGGCUUGCUCAACGUCACCAUUGGUACGCCUCCUGUUCAACCCUGCUGCUCUCUCAUCCAAGGUCUUGCUGAUCUUGAAGCUGCCGUUUGCCUUUGCACGGCAAUCAAAGCUAAUAUUUUGGGCAUCAACCUUAAUGUCCCACUUUCCCUCAGCUUGCUUCUUAAUGUCUGCUCAAAGAAAGUACCCUCUGGCUUCCAAUGUCGCUAAAUCAGUUCUCUAAAUUCUUUCUCUUCUUAGUGCUGCGUGGUUUUGAUGUUCUUAAGGUCCAGUUUGCAGUGAUCAAUGUUUUCUUGGUAACUGGUUGUUUAAUUUACGUUGUUGUAGUGUUGUUUCCUUUUGGAUUGAUACUGAAUAAAUGUAACACUAUAUGAAAAAGAAGAAGUUUAAUUUCUUUGGAUU
Molecule: messenger RNA, 710 nt
Organism: Gossypium raimondii (Peruvian cotton)
Lineage: Eukaryota; Viridiplantae; Streptophyta; Magnoliopsida; Malvales; Malvaceae
Product: 14 kDa proline-rich protein DC2.15
Exons: 1
Coding region: 105-518 (137 amino acids)
Source: RefSeq, a predicted model, not a curated record